Erinaceus europaeus (western European hedgehog) is the source of this 2490-nucleotide messenger RNA. RefSeq names its product CD14 molecule (gene CD14). The transcript has 3 exons. Lineage: Eukaryota; Metazoa; Chordata; Mammalia; Eulipotyphla; Erinaceidae. Gene Ontology annotation, biological process: toll-like receptor 4 signaling pathway; inflammatory response; positive regulation of non-canonical NF-kappaB signal transduction. Gene Ontology annotation, cellular component: lipopolysaccharide receptor complex; membrane raft; external side of plasma membrane. Bases 232 to 1356 code for a protein of 374 amino acids. The record is from RefSeq and is a predicted model, not a curated record. Gene Ontology annotation, molecular function: lipopolysaccharide binding; protein binding.
CAUUGCAAAAUUUCCCAGAAGGGUAGUGAGAGGGGGAAGAGAGGUGGGGAAUGAUCAGGGUUCAGAGAGGAGGAAACAGAGUAGCAUUCACGGUUACAUAAACUUGUAGAGUUCGCCAAAAAAGUUAGAAUCAUAUGCGCGUGUGGAGCACCAAAAGUCGUGGCCUAGGAGAGAAGCACAAGUCCUUCCAGAGGUCUUGAAAGAAGCAGAAGCGCUGAGGAACUGUGUACCAUGGUGCCCAGGCUCUGCCUUUUGCUGCUGCCGCUGCUGCCGCCGCUGCUGCAAGUCUCUGCGACCACACCAGAGCCCUGUGAGGUGGACGAUGAAGAUAUCCGUUGCUUCUGCAACUUCACGGAUCCGCAGCCGGACUGGUCCAGCGCCUUCCAGUGUGUAGCUGCGGUAGAGGUGGAGAUCCGCGGUGGCGGCCGCAGCCUGGAACAAUUUCUAAAGCACGCCAACACCGACCCCAAGCAGUAUGUAGACGUGAUCAAGGCUCUGCGCUUGCGGCGGCUCACUGUGGGCGCUGCACGGGUGCCUGCUCAGCUCCUGUUCAGCGCUCUGAACGCGCUCGGUUACUCGCGCCUCAAGGAACUGACGCUGGAGGACCUGGAGUUGACCGGCACGGUGCCACCGCUGCCUCUGGAAGCCCCAGGGCCUGCGCUCACCACCCUCCGUCUCCGGAACGUGUCGUGGGCAGAAGGAGGUGCCUGGUUCACUGAAUUGCUGCAGUGGCUCAAGCCCGGCCUCAAGGUACUGAGCAUCGCGCAAGCUCACUCACUGGCUUUCUCUUGCGCACAGCUUCCUACCUUCCAGACCCUCACCACCCUAGACUUGUCGGACAAUCCUGGUCUGGGCCAUCAGGGACUCACUGCGGCACUGUGUCCGCUCAAGUUCCCUGCUCUCCAGAGCCUAGCCUUGCACAACACGGGGGUGGAGACGCCCACCCGCGUGUGCCAGGCACUGGUGGCAGCAGGUGUGCAGCCCCAGAGCUUAGACCUCAGCCACAACGCUCUGCGGCCGGCUGCUGCCCCCGGCCCUCCCCCCUGCGUCUGGCCCAGCACUCUCAAGGAUCUCUACCUGAGCUUUGCUGGGCUGGAGCAUGUGCCUAAGGGACUACCAGCCAAGCUUAAUAAACUUGACCUCAGCAGCAACCGGCUAAGCAGAGCCCCGAGUUCAGAUGAACUGCCUGAAGUGAGUAAACUGAUCCUGGAUGGGAACCCUUAUUUGGACCCCGAAGCCCAUAAGCACCAAGACUCUACUAACUCUGGAGUUGUUCAAGCCUGUACUCGUUCAGCCCUGGCCUUGGGUAUAUCAGGAACUGCAGUGCUGCUUCAAGGAGCUGGGGUCUUUGCCUAAGACCCAGAGGAAAAGGAAGAAUCGGUUCAGAUUGCCAAGGAUCCUGGGCAAUCUCAUCAGGACAUCUCCAGGAGGUAGUGCAGUGGUAAAGUUUUGGACUCUCAAGCAUGAGGUCCUGAGUUUGGUCCCCGGCAGCACAUGUGCCAGAGUGAUAUCUGAUUCUUUCUCUCUUCUCCUAUCUUUCUCAUAAAUAAAUAAAAUCUUAAAAAAUAAAUAAAUAGCUGGCUUCGGGCUGUAGCACAGCGGGUUAAGCGCAGGUGGCGCAAAGCAGAAGGACUGGCAUAAGGAUCCCGGUUCGAACCCCGGCUCCCCACCUGCAGGGGAGUGGCUUCACAGGCGGUGAAGCAGGUCUGCAGGUGUCUAUCUUUCUCUCCCCCUCUCUGUCUUCCCCUCCUCUCUCCGUUUCUCUCUGUCCUAUCCAACAACGACAACAACAAUAAUAACAACAACAAUAAAACAACAAGGGCAACAAAAGGGAAUAAAUAAAUAAAAUAAAAUAUUUAAAAAAAAUUAAAAAAGAAAGAAAGAAUAGUGAAUACGAUUAACAUUGAUGUGUGACAUUGGUGGCUAAACUAUAGACUCAAAGAAACAUGGAGACAGCUAAAUAAACUGCUGACUUCAGUUGCCAGGAGGUGGUGUUAUCCCAUAAAGUGUUGAUCUGAAAGCAUGGGGACCCAAAUUUGAUCCCUGGUGUUGUGCCAGAGUGAUGCCCAUGUGGGUUGCGGAGUAGUGCUGUAUUAUUACCUUUCCCUAAAAUAAAAAGAAUGAGAUACCUCAGCAUGUUAGAACACAGGAAUUGUAUAUCUGAGGACCUAGGUUUAAGUCUUGGCACCACUAUGUGCCAGGUCUGAUCUCACCCUUUGUCUUCUAUAAAAAACAAACAGGGAUGGGAAAUUGUUCCGUUGGCAUAAUGAGUGACUUGUAUGGCUGAGAACCCUAGUUUGACUCCCAGGGUCACUUAUGCCAGACAAUUUUGAGAGUGGUAUUCUGAAUCCCCUCCCUUUCUGUUUAGAUUUUUUUAAAUCCUCAACAAAAAAACAAACAAAAAAUAAUCUCAAAGGUGUCACUUAGUGGUGGCAUCAUUAGUUUAUGAAAGCUUAGAUCCCUUUUCCGGCAUUAAGAAAAUAUAUAUUU